Messenger RNA from Leishmania braziliensis MHOM/BR/75/M2904, 1185 nucleotides. RefSeq names its product putative N-acyl-L-amino acid amidohydrolase. The transcript has a single exon. Bases 1 to 1185 code for a protein of 394 amino acids. Lineage: Eukaryota; Euglenozoa; Kinetoplastea; Trypanosomatida; Trypanosomatidae. Gene Ontology annotation, molecular function: hydrolase activity. The record is from RefSeq and is a predicted model, not a curated record.
AUGCAGCCCAUCAUCUCACUCAUCGCUGCUGUGCAGCCUGAGGUGGUGCAGUGGCGCCGCCACAUCCACGAGCAUCCAUAUGUUGCAUAUGAGGAGCAGCCCACUGCCGACUACGUGGCGGACCUCCUCGGCUGCAUGCCCGCGCCGCUGGACAUUCGUCGGCUGACGCCGAACAGCGUCGUGGCGGACCUUCGGGGUGGCGCUGGCGAGGGCCCCAUGUACGCCCUGCGCGCCGACAUGGAUGCACUGCCGCUGCAGGAGGAGAGCGGCGAGCCCUUCAGCUCGAAGCGGCCAGGCGUGAUGCACGCGUGCGGCCACGAUGCGCACACAGCGAUGCUGCUUGGCGCAGUGAAGGUGCUGUGCCAGAUGCGUGACCGCAUCCGUGGCACCGUUCGCUUUAUUUUCCAGCACGCCGAGGAGGUGAUUCCGAGCGGGGCAAAGCAGCUGGUGGGGCUUGGGGUGCUGGAUGGCGUGUCCAUGAUCUUUGGGCUGCAUGUCGCUGCGGAGUACCCUGUUGGCAUCAUCUCGACGCGACAAGGUACGCUCUACGGUGCCUGCAACGACUUCGACAUUGUGAUUCGCGGUGCUGGCGGCCAUGCCUCGCAGCCGGAGCUGUGUGUCGAUCCCAUUCACAUUGCCUCCGAGGUAGUGGCAAACCUCCAGUCCGUUGUAUCCCGUCGCGUGAGUGCGCUGAAGGCUCCUGUGCUGAGCGUCACGCAUAUCGCGGGCGGCACCGGUGCGUAUAACGUGAUUCCAGACUCUGUGCACAUGCGCGGCACGCUACGCUGUCUCGACCGCAACACUCAGGCCUGCGUCCCUGGCCUGAUGGAGGAGAUGAUCGCCGGCAUCACAAAGGCGCAUGGCGCUCAGUACGAGCUGAGCUGGCUGGAGCCCAACAUCGUGACGUACAACGACCCGAAGGCGUACGAAGUGGUGAAGAGCGUUGCUGAGGAAAUGGUUAGUAAAGACGCAUUUGUUGUCAAAGCGGAACCAAUGUUCGGUGUAGAGGACUUCUCCGAAUACGUCGCUGUAAUCCCAGGGUGCUUCUCACUGGUGGGCAUCCGUGAUGAGGUAUUUGGUUCCGUCUACACGGAGCACAGCGCGAAGUUCAAGAUUGCGGAGCCAGCCUUGAAGAACGGAGUGAUGAUGCAUGUGGGCACCAUUAUGAAGUUGAUGGUGGAGUGA